AUGUUCAAAAAGUUCAAUCUGGCAUCAUCGCUUGUGGGCCUUUACCUGUUUGUAAAAACUGCAUCUUCAUCUCCAUAUGAAGUGACUGUUUUUGAACAAGAGGAUGUCUCCAUGCUUUCUGAAGAACAGCCAUUAUCUAUUCAUGUCAGUCCUGAAGCACUAUCUCCAGAGGUAGUUGAAAAAUUGGGUACUAGUUCGAAUAUAAUUUUUACCGAUUUACCUAAUAGUCCCCAAUUUGUCAGUAUAAAGGAUUACGAAAGUAUGAUGUUUGCAACCAAUGAAUUAUUGGAUGAACUUUUGCAGCAGAACCGCUCUAAUGAUAAUAAUAAUCAAAUCGAAGAUUCAUUGAAUCAACAGGAUAGGGAAAAUUAUGAAUCGGUGCACAAAAUUUAUGAUGGUACUUUACAUGAAGGUGAUCAACCUGAAGAACACAAAGAACAUGAAGAGGAAAAAGAAGAACCACCAACUGAAAAAUUCACUAGUACAAGCACUAUUAUGGAAACUCAACCAGAACCCACCGUGACUGAAACUGAGUCCACCUGCCACGAAUCCGACUCAUCCUCAACUUAUUCUUCUCCUACGAGUACUUUUGCUGAAUCUACACCUUGUUCGACAUCCACUGAGAUGAGUUCUGAAUGUUCUCAUUGCUCUUCAAUUCAUACUUCAGAGAAGAAUCAUCACAAAACUAGCGCUAAUGUUACAGUUUUUAGGAACAGUACUGAAUCUUCAACUCAUCCAACUUUUACUUCGAAAAGUUUUGGAAAACAUCGCAAUUACACUAAAAUCCAGCAUCCCAAGCUCAACCACACCAACUACACCAAUCAAACUACAAUUGGAUUCCAUAAUGCUUCCAGUUCCAUAAUGCCCACUACGAUGUUCUUCGCAUUUUUAAUCUCCAUUCUGGUAUUUGCACAAAUGUGCUAA
Zygosaccharomyces rouxii is the source of this 924-nucleotide messenger RNA. It is a transcript of the gene SPR2, whose product is annotated as Spr2p. NCBI's taxonomy places the organism in Eukaryota, Fungi, Ascomycota, Saccharomycetes, Saccharomycetales, Saccharomycetaceae. The record is from RefSeq and is a predicted model, not a curated record. The transcript has a single exon. The coding region runs from base 1 to 924 and encodes 307 amino acids.